CUCGAGCCGCCGACAAGACCAGGAUGGGCGCCUUCAAGUACCUGACCGAGCUCCACAAGCGCAAGCAGUCGGACGUCCUCCGCUUCCUCCUCCGCGUCCGCUGCUGGGAGUACCGCCAGCUCGCGGUCCUCCACCGCGCGUCGCGUCCCUCGCGCCCGGACAAGGCUCGCCGCCUCGGUUACAAGGCCAAGCAGGGCUUCGUCGUCUACCGCAUCCGUGUCCGCCGCGGUAACCGCAAGCGCCCCGUGCCCAAGGGUGCCACGUACGGCAAGCCGACGAACCAGGGUGUCAACCAGCUCAAGUUCCAGCGCUCGCUCCGCUCGACUGCCGAGGAGCGUGUCGCGCGCCGCUGCGGCAACCUCCGCGUCCUCAACUCGUACUGGAUCAACCAGGACGGCGUCUACAAGUACUACGAGGUGAUCCUGGUCGACCCGUCGCACAAGGCCAUCCGCCGCGACGCCCGCGUCAACUGGAUCUGCAACCCGGUCCACAAGCGCCGCGAGUCGAGGGGCCUCACGUCGGCCGGCAAGGCCAACCGCGGCCUCGGGAAGGGCCACAAAUUCAACAAGGCUCGCCAGUACGCGACCUGGAAGCGUCACAACACGUUGUCCCUUCGCCGCUACAGGUAGACGGUGCGCGUGUUGGUGCGUCUUUCUCUCGGAGGAGGUCGGUCGGGCGGCCGUGUCGGCGUGGGAGUUCUUCGUCUGUAUCUCCCUGUCGUGCAACGUCUUGCUCCUCC
Messenger RNA from Rhodotorula graminis WP1, 739 nucleotides. RefSeq lists its product as uncharacterized. Gene Ontology annotation, cellular component: cytosolic large ribosomal subunit; ribosome. The transcript is spliced from 6 exons. Gene Ontology annotation, biological process: cytoplasmic translation. NCBI's taxonomy places the organism in Eukaryota, Fungi, Basidiomycota, Microbotryomycetes, Sporidiobolales, Sporidiobolaceae. Bases 24 to 629 code for a protein of 201 amino acids. Gene Ontology annotation, molecular function: structural constituent of ribosome; RNA binding. The record is from RefSeq and is a predicted model, not a curated record.